Molecule: messenger RNA, 4847 nt
Organism: Blastomyces dermatitidis ER-3
Lineage: Eukaryota; Fungi; Ascomycota; Eurotiomycetes; Onygenales; Ajellomycetaceae
Product: homeobox domain-containing protein
Exons: 2
Coding region: 998-3295 (765 amino acids)
Biological process (GO): regulation of transcription by RNA polymerase II; cell differentiation
Molecular function (GO): RNA polymerase II cis-regulatory region sequence-specific DNA binding; DNA-binding transcription factor activity, RNA polymerase II-specific
Source: RefSeq, a predicted model, not a curated record
CCUCUCCCUCUCCUCCUCCCUCCCCUUUACUCCCCUCCUCCUCUCCUCCCCCCCCCCCAGCCUAUACUGGUCGUCUUUUUCUUUCAUUAUUUAUUUCCUUUUUGCCCCCAUCGUCUGUCUGCUGGCCCCCAUAUCCCUGGAUUCAAGUCCGUUCACUCCUUCACGGCUUCAUCCAAUAACGCUCCUUCAGCCUGGAUUCCUUUUAGUUCUUCCUUCUGCUUCUUCUUCUGCCCGCCCUUUUUGCCUACUUCCUUUCGUUCACUACUAAGGAUCUACACCGUAUAUACCUUACUUAUAUAUAUAUAUAUUAUAUAUAUCAGGAUAUACAAACAGAGACCCGACUUGGCCCAUGAGGCUGCUUCCCUUCAAAGCCCUUCCCGCCUCUACCACUACGCUGCCUUGGUUCAGCUUCUUCGACUACCAUUCUUCCCAUCGAUCCUAUCUCUCUCAUCGACGACGUCUGGAAUAAUCUACCGUGAGAGAGACGGCCCAUCGAUCUCUUGACACCUGGUGGUUGGGUUAGUUUGGCCCUGGAUAGAGCGAAAUCUUUGUCCCCAAACCAAACUCUCCGCAUCCUCCUGGUUAUUUUCCCGUCCCUUUCUCUUCCUCCUUCAUAGGAAUCGGGAAUACUUCUAUUCAUUCCUUUAUUCAUUCGUUUAUAUAUCCAUACACUCAUUUGAAACGGGCGAGAAAAAAAAAAUCAUUUUGGAUUCUUCUUUACUCCUCUUACUUUUUACAUUCAUCAGUCACUCCUUUACCCAUCGUUAUUAUAUCUUUUCGACCAGCUAUAUCCGCUCAUUACUUACCUCUCCGCUUUCCAUCCAUUUCCUUUCUUCGAGCUUGACGCCUCGAGAAAUACAUUUCUACGAAUUGACGACCCAUUCGCAUCUGUCGACCGGCUCGCGACAGCACUAUUUCCAUCCAUUAGACCGCCUCGAAUAUUCUAUCCACUCACUCCUAUCACCACCACCACUACAAAACAUCUCCAUUGACAGUUAUGUCUUCGACUACAGAGCCUGUGGCUACGUCGAUCACGGCCAGGGCCACGACAAUGCCCCACGACCCUACUAACAACAUCAGCAUCAAUUCAUCCACUGGUGUGACGCCAAACAAUACCAAUACCAACAACACUACCCCUACAAUAUCGACUCCCUCCCCAUCUUCCACCAAUGCUUCCGCAGUAUCUGUAUCUUCUGCAACGCAGAACCGCGCAUCAAUCCGCCGUCCGCCACGAAAAAGCACUUUGACACAACAGCAGAAGAACCAGAAACGCCAGCGCGCAACGCAGGAUCAACUGGUCACGCUUGAAAUGGAGUUUAAUAAGAACCCCACCCCGACAGCAGCAGUGCGUGAGAGGAUUGCGGAAGAGAUCAAUAUGACUGAGCGGUCGGUUCAGAUUUGGUUUCAAAAUCGACGCGCCAAAAUCAAAAUGAUUGCCAAAAAGGGCAUCGAAACGGGUGAAGACUGCGACGCCAUUCCCGAAUCGAUGCGCCAAUAUCUUGCCCUUCAUUUUGAUCCGUCAAAAGCUCACGCCCGCAACCUGUUCCACAAAGGCCCCGGGUAUGGUCCCAACGAGAUGCAUGAACCCACCUCUUCUGGAAAAAUCGUGAUCCACCACUUUGCAUGUCGUUCCCUGAGAAUUGGUAGCUGGCGUCGCGUUGGCCAAAAUGCCAUGGACUUGGUGAUUUUCUAUUCACCUGAAAAGUCUUGCAUGACAUACUAUAUAAAUAACGACUCUGCUGGAUAUAAGAUCGAAUACCCAUUCUCUUUUAUCAAAAACAUUGUCCUGGAAUCUGGCGAUCCAGGCCCGAGUGCCGAUGGUACCGCGCCAAAGCCGGGAGGACUGGUCAUCGAACUCAAUCGCCCACCAAAUUUCUAUAUGGAUUCAUCAAACUCGGGCGGAUUUUACCAAUGCAGGGAUUUCACUGAGGAUCAACAAGCUACCAAGUCAAUGGUUCAUUAUCUCGGUGGCCACCCCAAAGUUCUCAGCGUCCAAUUGGCUAAACUUGUGUCCCUAGAGUCAUUCCAGAACCGUCUGAUGCAGUAUGAUUUCAACGGAUAUGCUGUGUCAGCGCCCGUUUCUCCGCACAUAGUUCACAGACCGGCUUCACAACCGAAUCAUCUGGCUAGACCGAAUUCAUCCAUAUAUCAGGAGAACAGCAAUCAUUUCGGGAUGAGUCUACAUCCGGGGCGAGGCCAUAAACGACAACGAAGCAGAUCUGUCCCUAUACCAGUUGAUUUUGCUGCAAUGGGCCACCACAUGCCGUCGUUCCACAGCCAACAACACCAUCCCCCAGCACAGCAGUUCCACCCAGACCCUAAUAUCUUCGCACCCAUCCCGCAGGGUCGCAUGCCACAUAUUCCGGCCGUUAGCAACGACCUACGGCUAGAUAACCCGACCGGGUAUGGCAUGGAUUUCCAGUCCUAUCCUAUGCCCGCGGUGACGACGACACACCCAACAGCAACAACAGGCACGACGUCCUCGGAAUUUGCCAGCCCACCGUUUUUCGCUACAAGUGCACCGCCCAACCAGAUGCCAACGCAGUCGCAACACCAACAGCAGCCACCCACAGCUCCCGCUCCCACAGUAGGCACCCCAUACAGCCUUCCCUUCCUCUCCCCGUCUCCAAUGGUUGAUGCCCCAAAUAUGAUGUCACAACAACAGCUGCCGCCGCCGCCACAGGAACAACAACAGCAACAGCAGCAGCACUCCCCAUCACCACUAUCACAUGUCAGCCACGCCACUGCUGAAUCAAUGAUCGCAGACCAAUCCCCACCCUCUAUGACGAAACUACAACUCCAUCCCUCCUCUUCCGCUUCUGCGGAUGAUAUAUUCACCCUCUCCGUCGCUGACCACGACCAAGACCACGAUGACCACAUGGCAGGCAUGUCUGGUCUAGGUGCAGUUGGUGUUGUUGAUGAAGACGGCAGCGAUGAUGCCACGGGUAUGCUACUGAGUGAGAUGUACUCAAAGCAGAAUCUCAACCAACACCAUAAUCAUAGUCAUAAUAAUCAUAAUAUGUCAAUGUCCAUGCCGAUGUCUAUGGCCAUGCCUAUGUCUAUGCCUCUGCAUCAACAUCAUCACUCCCCACCGAUGGAGAUGGAUGAUGAUAGUUUCGUGCUGGCGUUGCAGGGAUUGAGUGGCGACCAUGAUCAUCACCAGCAGCAACAGGAGCAGCAUGCUCUUGGUCAUGGUCACUCACCAGCAGGCGAGAGCGUCGCUGAUUACCAUGGCAUGCUCCCGUUUGAGACUGUGGAUCCCAGUUCGCUUGCUGCGACGGCUGCGGAGGCUUGAAUUGUUGAGGACUUGGGGGAAGAGGCGUUUGGGAAAUCUAAGUAACGGCCUAUUUUCCCCCAUAUUUACCCUGCUUUCGAAUUUGAAAUCUCAAAAUUCGCAGAUUUUUAUAUGUUCUUAUAUAUUUUGAUUGAUUGAUUGUUAUUGCUUCUUUCUUCUCGUUUCCUUUCCAAAUUGCAAAUUACAUCUUUUCCAUCUUAGGCUCAACUCGCUUUUGUCCUUUUGAUUCUCCCUAUUUAUUAUUCUUUUCCCCGUGGUUUUUGAGCCUGUUCUGUUUUCUCUUCUAUUACGUUUUUCUUUUUUGUUUCUCACCAUGCUGAGUGCUCCUUUUCUUCUCUUCCCUUCUAUUAUUAUUAUUCUUCUCCUCUUACUGCCUAUUCCCCUUUCCACUCUCAAAGCUACAACUUGCACUGGAUCAAAAUAAAAUCCAACGUCACUCCCCUCCUCUUAACUGACCCACAUAUCUACCGAUCAACCAACCUACCGGCACUCACCAACGAAAUAAGCAGCAAGUGCUGCUCUUUCUUUAUUAGCCCCUCUUACUCAUCUCUAAAUUUUUACUUACAACAAAUCUCAGUAAUGUUUUUACUUUAUUAUUUAUUAUUUAUUAUUUAUUCCCUAUUUUCUUUGACAAUUUCUACAAUGAUUUGCCGUUUUCCCCUUACUUCUAUCAUACUCCACUUAUUUCAAUUAACGGGGCGGGUUCCCUAUUUUUGUUCUAUUCUCUAUUUUUAUUUUUAUUUUUUUGAGACAAACAACAAUAACAAUAAACAACAAAUCAUCCCAUUCUUAUUUUGAUGCACUUUACUUUCUCGGUUUCUUAUUGCGUUCAUUGCUUCUUUUACUUCUGCUAUCUCAACAUUUCCUAUUUGAAGACACUUCAAUUAUGUACUUAUCUGCCAGUGAUACGUACAAGUUUGGCCGGAACGACUCGAUUCUUUCAUUUGCUGUGUGAGAGUGAGCGCCCUUUUUCUUUUCCCCUUCGCUCUUUUUAUGUUUUAUGCUAUGUCUCAAUUUUAUCUUACUUCGAAGCUUUUAUUAUUUUCCCCCUACCUUUCAGUCAUCUUUCAUCUCAUCUUGUCCUUUUUUUAUUCUUUUACUAUUACUAUUCUCAUUGUUCCUCUGUUAUACGUCUUUUGCCUAUUUCAUAUGAGCCAUGCAAGCAAGAUCUUUGCUUCUUCUUCUUUACAACUGAAAUAUAUAGCUGGGAUUGGAGAUAAGGGGUUAAAUGGCAAUCAGAUUGAGUACUAUCAGAUUUUUUUCACUUACUUCUUUGUAUAUAAUUUAUUCUUGGGAUUUUGAGAAUGAAAUGAAAACUUGUUUUAUUUCUCCCAUUAUUUUUACCAUGUUCUUAUUACUUACCUAGUGAAGGGCCUCUUCUACCAACCUUGAAACCAUCUUUCUCCAGCCUCAUUCUCUGCUUACUCCCAGCUCCUAUUUCGAUAUGGCAGCCCGGUUGUUGCCCAGGCCCUUGACAAUUUCUUACAUCGCCCGCAACAUGCCCCUUCUCUCCGCGGGACCCCCAGAAACUUUCUCUUAACUAGGCUGCUGG